CUCUUUAGAUCAAUAUGGGGAACUAUAGAGUUCAAGGGUUUGCAAGUCUACACAAGCUUGCCAUUGUAGCCUUCUUUGUUUCGAUGCUGCUUAUGCCGUCGUUGGCAUCACUGGAAGUGGGUUACUAUCGAUCAACUUGCCCGAUGGCAGAGAAGAUCGUGAGACGGACUGUAGUGAAAGCCGUAGCCGGAGAUCAUGGGUUGGCUGCUGGUCUAAUAAGGCUGUAUUUCCAUGACUGCUUUGUUAGGGGCUGUGAUGCUUCAGUUCUGCUGGAUCCACUACCCAACAACCCAUCAGAAAAACUGAGCCCGGUCAACAAUGGUAGCCUCCGAGGUUAUGAGGUGAUCGACGACGCCAAGGCCGAGCUCGAAGCCUACUGCCCAGAAACCGUCUCGUGCGCCGAUAUCAUUGCCUUCGCCGCCCGUGACAGCACCUUCAUAACCGGUGGCUUCGACUACUCCGUCCCCUCCGGUCGGCGCGACGGCGUGGUCUCAAUUGAUUCUGAAGUCGUUCAGAACCUCCCCUUCCCUACAUUCAAUGCAAAACAACUCAUACGAAACUUCGCCCGCAAGGGCCUAUCAGCCAAAGACAUGGUGACCUUAUCGGGGGCUCAUUCCAUUGGUGUCUCCCAUUGCUCUUCCUUCGAUAGCCGACUCUAUAGGUUCAAUGCUACCCACCCACAAGACCCCUCCUUGAACCACCACCUUGCCACCUUCUUGAAAGCAAGGUGCCUUCCUCCUUCCAAGACUGUUAGGACUCAGCCAGCGCCAACGGUGCCGUUGGAUAUCAAAGCGCCAAAUCAUUUGGACGUCAAGUACUAUAAAAAUUUGUUGAAGGGGAAAGGGUUGCUGACAUCGGAUCAAACGCUGGCUAGCAGCAGGUCGACGCUUAGAUUGGUGAUCGAUCAUGCGAGAAAUCCUUCGAAAUGGAACGAGGAGUUUGCGGCGGCCAUGGUGCGCAUGGGCAACGUCGACGUGCUCGCAGGGAAUGAAGGGGAGAUAAGGAAGAACUGCAGGGUGGUGAAUGAUUAGGAUAUACAGGAGAAAACCAUGCAGGAUUUAUAUGAGUGAAGUGUUUGUUUCAGUCCUUUGUUUGUUCCUUAAUUUGUCUUCAGUCUGAUGUCGUGUCUUAUUAAUUUGUAUUUGAUGUUUCCUUUGUAUGCUGCAAAAUUCAUGGGCAUGAGUGAUAAAAGCCAAAAUUGUACGAACCGUUUGAUAUACAUAAUGGGUUUUUGCUAGAA
This is a messenger RNA of Phoenix dactylifera (date palm), 1240 nucleotides long. Its product is annotated as peroxidase 5-like. Gene Ontology annotation, molecular function: heme binding; peroxidase activity. Gene Ontology annotation, biological process: hydrogen peroxide catabolic process; response to oxidative stress. The record is from RefSeq and is a predicted model, not a curated record. NCBI's taxonomy places the organism in Eukaryota, Viridiplantae, Streptophyta, Magnoliopsida, Arecales, Arecaceae.